This is a messenger RNA of Nerophis lumbriciformis (worm pipefish), 6608 nucleotides long. RefSeq names its product dopamine receptor D1b (gene drd1b). Gene Ontology annotation, molecular function: dopamine neurotransmitter receptor activity, coupled via Gs; G protein-coupled receptor activity. The record is from RefSeq and is a predicted model, not a curated record. Gene Ontology annotation, cellular component: plasma membrane. Lineage: Eukaryota; Metazoa; Chordata; Actinopteri; Syngnathiformes; Syngnathidae. Gene Ontology annotation, biological process: adenylate cyclase-activating adrenergic receptor signaling pathway; positive regulation of MAPK cascade; G protein-coupled dopamine receptor signaling pathway.
CCCCCUUUGGAUGACACACUCUCCUCCUCCUCCUUUUUCUCUACGCAUGGAUCAAGACGGCAUCAUAUGGAUGCCCCACAAGAAGUGAUCGCCUCCCCCGUGAAAUAGAAAACAUUAAGAAGGAAUAACAGAGGACUGACUUUCCAUGGAGUGCGCAGAGCUGCAAGUUGACUGCAUUUGGACUAAAAAAAUGAAGCAGAACCUGGAUUGUUUGCGAGCCAGGAUGUCAUCCUUCUUCUAAACUAUUUUAUUGAUUACAUGGAUAUUCCCCCCAAGGAUUUUCAAACUUCAAGGUAAAUCUAUACUAUUGGAAUACACCAAAAAAAGAAGGGCAAAAAUGAUGACAGAGGAUUAUAGCCACAUGUCAUUUUAAAGUGGACACUUUGAUGCUUUCAGUCUAAUUUUGUCGUCUUUUACUAAAUACAUGAAAGAAAUAAUAGGCAGCUGAAGGGUUUCGAUCCAGGCACCAAUAUAGUCAAGUGGAAACGCCUGGAGUACCAUUAAAACAAAUCAGAUAAACGCAGUGCCAAGCUUGUCAAUAGCAGCUAUUGAUGAGGUGCUAUAUAAGGCUAAUGACCGGCCCCAGCAGCUGUACUCGUUGCGGCGCAGCGGCAAUGUGGUGCGAAACUUUUCCAGAUGCCGAGUCUUUUAAAAGCAGCAUUUUGGAUGAUUAAGACCCGGGACUAGAGUGUCUUGACGAGUGAGAUUCUGCAAUAUGAGCACCAAAAGCCGUGAUGAUGGCUCAGAGAAGGCGCCAACUUGGGACCCAGAUUGCAAGAGGACCGGCGUGGAAACAGCUGACCUUCCUGUCCUGAAAUUGACGAGAGGCGCAGCUGCGGCAGGCAGAGGGAUGUGAUGGGGUGACGGCUCACAACCUCCCCCGACACAUCCCUAAAACCCACCCGCCCUACCCCCUUCAAUUUUUUCUGAUUCAAGCGUAGCCUCAAAACAAUGGAUCACAAUUUCUCAGCGGUGCUAGAUGGCAAACUGUUGCUAUCAGAGCGCGACUCGUCCAGACGGGUGCUGACGGGAUGCUUCCUUUCCCUCCUCAUCUUCACUACGCUGCUGGGCAACACGCUGGUGUGCGCCGCCGUCGCCAAGUUCCGUCACCUGAGGUCCAAAGUCACCAACUUCUUUGUCAUCUCGCUAGCCAUCUCCGACCUCUUGGUGGCCAUCUUGGUGAUGCCGUGGAAGGCGGCAACGGAAAUCAUGGGCUUUUGGCCCUUUGGCGCCUUCUGCAACGUGUGGGUAGCGUUCGACAUCAUGUGCUCCACCGCCUCUAUCUUAAACCUGUGUGUGAUUAGCGUGGACCGCUACUGGGCCAUCUCGAGCCCCUUCCGUUACGAACGCAAGAUGACCCCCAAAGUGGCCUGUCUGAUGAUUAGCGUGGCGUGGACCUUGUCAGUGCUCAUCUCCUUCAUCCCCGUUCAGCUGAACUGGCACAAAGCUCAUACCACCAGUUACGCCGAGCUAAACUUGUCGUACCCUGGCGAUCUGCCUCCUGAUAACUGUGACUCCCGCCUUAACAGGAGCUACGCCAUCUCCUCAUCCGUCAUCAGCUUCUACAUCCCCGUGGCCAUAAUGAUUGUCACGUACACCCGAAUCUACCGCAUUGCCCAAAAACAGAUACGGAGAAUAUCCGCCCUGGAGCGGGCGGCGGAGAGUGCCAAAAACCGCCACAGCAGCAUGGGGAACACAUCCAACAUAGAGAGCGAGAGCUCGUUCAAAAUGUCGUUCAAACGAGAAACCAAAGUCUUAAAGACGCUCUCUGUCAUCAUGGGGGUGUUUGUGUGCUGCUGGUUGCCCUUCUUCAUUCUCAACUGCAUGGUUCCUUUAUGUGAUCCCGACCUACUCAACCACGCCGCUGGUUUCCCGUGCAUCAGCCACACCACCUUCGACGUGUUUGUGUGGUUCGGCUGGGCCAACUCCUCGCUCAACCCCAUCAUCUAUGCCUUCAAUGCAGACUUCCGCAAGGCCUUUUCCACCCUGCUGGGAUGCCACCGCCUCUGCCCGGGCAGCAACACCAUCGAGAUCCUCAGCAUCAACAACGCCAGAGUGUCUCUUUCCAACCCCAACUGUCAGUACCAGCCCAAAGGCCACAUCCCGAAAGAGGGCAUCAACUCGGCGAGCUGCGUGAUUCCUCACAGCAUCCUGUGUCAGGAGGAGGAGUUACACAAACUGGACAGAGGAGAACCGGGGGACGACAUGCUGGAGGUAUGUGUGGAAAACAACUCCUUGGACAAACUGUGCCCGGCCAUCUCGGGGAAUUUAGACAGCGAUACGGACAUCACGCUGGAAAAAAUCAAUCCCAUAACACAGAACGGACAGCACAAAGCUGCGUCCUGUUGAGACACUCCACAAACAUGCCUCACUGAGACAUCGGUACCUUUAGUAUUGUCGACGCCAAUCUACAAGGAAAAACCUUCUGAAUGUUUCCAAGUAAAGGCACUUUAUCCUGCUUAAACUAACUGCAAAAUGAAAUUAUGUGGUGUGGAAACUUGUACACAUUUGUAUUCUGUACAGUAGUCCCAAUAGGCUUUUAAUGGUAUAUAGUGCGGAGGACAAUGUAGAAAAAAAACAUUAGCAAAUUGUGUGAGUCGGUACAGGUGUGUGUGUUUCAUGGCUGGGGGUUGGGGCGGGGGUGUUGAAAAUGGGUAACUGAGUUUAAAAUGUUUCAAGUACAGUUUUCAUACGGCAGUUUUUAGUAAACAUGUCUACAGCUAGUUUGGGGAAGCAGCCAUAUUUGGUUCAUUCCACAAAGCCAUCAAGGCUUAAUGGAAGUCCUCUAAUGUACACCAAAAUAUGUCAGUUGUGGGAUUUACCAGUAUUCAUCAGCCCCUUUCACACAGCUGUGUAAAAUGCACCGACACUGAAUGAGGAGAACUCUGUAGUUUUCUGGCUUCUAAAGGCUGUAUCAGUGUCAUAACAGAGGCAAGAUGGUGCCUGUGUGAAAGGGUUGGCACUUAUUCUGCCCUGUUGGCCAUUGUUGUUACGCAUCUAAUUAUGGCAAUAUCCUGCUUUGCUAGGUUGUGUUACAGCUAUGAUUGUGUGAAAGAGGCUAAUGAGCGGGCUACCAAGGGUCCAUUUUACUGUUGUGUUUAUCCCUUGAUACCUACUGUUUACUUCCUUUCCAGCCUCUUGUUUACUUUCUUUCAUUCCCAAAAUAUAAGUGGCUUUUGUAUUUGUUUUGUCCCCCGCCCCCUCCACUCACUUUACUAUUCUGUCUGUUUUUGCACAGUCCUCGAUGUAAAAUGAAUGUAAGUCUAGAGUCAAAUAAAUAAUUCUAAGUAGGAAGCGGGUGCGCUCAACCUUAAUGAAAGUGACACUGACUGUCCUUUCGCUAACUUGUAAAUACCCGAUUUCCUAAAUUGCUCACGCCGGGAGCCAUGUUACGCCAUGCUGUGCCGUGCUGUGCUGUGCUCCGGCGGCCAUGUCGGAGGCGUGUAGGGGGAUGACAGUCGCCCGCAAGGAAAGGUGUGCUCAAUCAUGUUGAAUUAAUAGCUCAAAAUAUUGCGUUGACUGUUUUAAUUGAAUACAACGGCCCUAUUUGGAUUAAAAAAAAAAAAGCAUUGUAAUAUAACAAUUCGGGGUUGAUAAAUCAAUACCAUAUAUGUAUGAAGACAUUCUAAAAAGUCCUCUAAUUGGAAUCAAACUGGAUGUGAGGUGGAUAAGAAAAAAUUUAUUUGGCGCAUAAAUAUAUAUUUUUAUGUAUUUUUGAGUCAUUAAUAUGUCGGGUGCCCAAGUAUGUUGUUGUGUUAGCUAAACCCAUGAGGCACUGUUAUUAUACUCUUGAGUUUGAACACAGCUAAAUGUGCUUCACAAAACACUCGUUGUAACUUGAGGGUUUUUAAUGAAUUUAAUGCAUUUUGAAUUUUUAGAUUGGUUGACAAACAAAGUGACUAAUCUUUGGACUUGGCAACUAAUCGGCCACACUGCAAGUAAGGCUGCAACUAUCGAUUAUUUAAAUAGGAGUAAAAGUAAAAUAAAUAUUUAUCCGGUACUGUUAAGGAUAUUUAGCUGCAAUUAUUUACCUAAAGGAAUAAAAGUGUUGAACAUGAACAUUCCCGGCGGUCUAUCAAUUAGAAUUUUGUUAAGUGACUCGUCGACAAUAACACAUCUUUUACGGUUAAUUUUAAUUAUGUCGAUUAAUCGUUGCAGCCCUAUUUGUAAGUCGCUGACCUUUUGUCUGAUCAUAAUAUUACAUGUAUGCUACCAUGUCUUCCAAAGCAUUUUGGAAGACUACAACCCACAGGGGGCACCACCAAUGUUAUAUACCAGGGGUCGGCAACCCAAAAUGUUGAAAGAGCCAUAUUGGACCAAAAAUACAAAAACAAAUCUGUCUGGAGCCGCAAAAAAUUAAAAGCCAUAUUACAUACAGAUAGUGUGUCAUGAAAUAUAAAUUGAAUUAAGAGGACUUAAAGGAAACUAAAUGACCUCAAAUAUAGCUACAAAUGAGGCAUAAUGAUGCAAUAUGUACAUAUAGCUAGCCUAAAUAGCAUGUUAGCAUCGAUUAGCUUGCAGUCAUGCAGUGACCAAAUAUGUCUGAUUAGCACUCCACACAAGUCAAUAACAUCAACAAAACUCACCUUUCAUGCACAACGUUAAAAGUUUGGUGGACAAAAUGAGACAGAAAAAGAAGUGGCAUAAAACACGUCCUAGAAAGUCGGAGAAAGUUAUACAUGUAAACAAACUACGGUGAGUUCAAGGACCGCCAAAAUGAGUAGGACAAAACGGCGCUCGCCAAAUACUCGAAUCAGUGAAGCAUGUUUAAUAUAAACAGUGUGCUUUGUAACAAUUAGGGAUGCGUGUGUCAUGUUUGUCCUACAGAAACCAUAUUAAAACAAAAAAUAGAUUUUUUUCCCCUCAUCUUUUUCCAUUUUUCAUACAUUUUUUAAAAAGCUCCAGAGAGCCACUAGGACGGCGCUAAAGAGCCGCAUGCGGCUCUAGAGCCGCGGGUUGCCGACCCCUGUUAUAUACAGUCGUGAACAAAAGUUAGGAUGCGACAUUUUGUUUUUCACAUUCAAGGUUCAAAUGUAGAAUACCAAUUCUUGUUAUGUCCCCUCUCUUACAAAUGCUUCUGAUUAAAAAAAAAAAAUUCCACAUAUUUACUGAUUUACUUACGCCGGAGGUUUUCUAAACAUAAGGUGGGCCUCUGACUUUAGAGAAGUUGCUCGACAAAAAUAAAAAUAACUUUAAUGACGUCAAAAUUUAGAUAAUUUUUUUGGUGAGGUCCACAAAAUCGGUUUUGGAAGCCGAGGGAGGCUCAUUGUGCCACACUUUUGAAAACCUCUGAUAUAUGCUCUGACAGCGCCUCUGGAGGAGCAAUGCAGUAGUGUAAAAAGGUCACCGACUGGUUACUAAAAUGACCGUUGAGUUUAAGGGACGUAGACUAAAAAAAAAAUUGACCAUACACAAAACCAAUGUUAAUUUUGUUUUAAGUUUUUUCCAAACAAGUUAGUUCAGGUCAUGUGUUUUCAAACUAUUGCACAUCAAGGGAAGAGAGAGAGACAGAGCAAGACCAUCCAAUAGCAAAGCAAUUGGUCUUGAACGCCACAUUUGAUUUUCCCAUGCUGGAAAAUCCAAUGCUGUCUAUAUGGCGACACGAUAACAAAACAAAAAAAAACGGGGUGGCAGCUUUUAGCUCAAUAUGUGGCUUGGCUUGUGACACAAGCAAGCUCAUUGUCCCCCUGUCACGCUGUUGCUCUAUUAGUUCAGCAGCCAGUACCCCUGCAGUCAAUUUAACUUCAUUUCAAACAUCCCAAUUGAUGUUCUUGCAUCAAAUACCCUUUGAGCUCCACUGUUGGUCUCCCAAAACACAAGAGGAAGUAAUAAUGUGCUGUGUUGUGCAGCCAGUCAGUCAGGACUGGACAAGGAUGCAUGGGAACCGCCUCGGAGAAAGUUCAAACCUCCUCCUCUCUCUUUUCUUUUGGCUGAUUCUGUCGACUUGAUUAGCAUUCCAGAUGUUAACACGGAUUGGAUUUAUUAUUAAACAGACAGGGCCUAUUGUUUCCCUUCUGUACUUUUGAAUCACGGCACUGAAUCAAAGCUCGCUGCAAAUAUUCCGAGAGGAACUCUUGUUGCUAGGAUUUUUUUUAAUGUUGUUUUUAAGAAAAUUUGUGGAGGAGGAAAUAUCGUGAGGUGUGGUGGUAAAAUGAUAACUCAAAAAUGGACCACUAAUACAUAUAUUAGUGUUGUCAAAUUAUUAUUUAAAAAAAAAAAAUCUGAAUAAUUACACUUUUGAAUUUGUAUCAGUCCUGAUUAAUCACAGUAAAUUAUUUGCUUACACAAUUUGAAAUAUUCUAAAAAAAAGACUCCCAAUAUUUUAACACAGAUGCAAUUUUAUUGCCAGAAUGUCAUACACAAACAUGUUUUAAUGUUUUCCUUUAAUGUAUGUCUAUUAUUUGCUCAAAACCUGCUAACAGGUUUUAUUUUAAGUCCUGUCAGGAUUUAUCUUAAAGCAAAAUUUGCUAGCGAGCACACCAGUCGGCAUAGUCUCACUCAUCUUUGCACGGACGCAAAACAACCCACACAAAAGAGUAUGUGCACUCAAAAGAAUUAGUGUUAUAGCCUUAAUUAUAUAUAUGUAUCUAUAUAUAGAGAUAUACAUA